AUGAGAUUUAUAUUGGGAAUCACAAAUGAUUUGUCAAAGGCAUUACAAAAGAAAGAUCAAGAUAUUGUGAAUGCAAUGAUGUUGGUCCAAAGAUGUAAGCAAAAGCUACAAUCCAUGAGGGAUGAUGACUUUGAUGAUCUGCUUGGCAAAGUAUCAAUAUUUUGUGGCAACAAUGAUAUUGAUGUUCCUAACAUGGAUGAUUUAUUUGUACCACAAGGGAGAUCACGUCGUAAAGCUCAGAAAAUCACAAACCGCCAUUAUUAUCGUGUGGACCUAUUUCUUACUAUCAUUGAUAAGCAACUAGUGGAAUUGAAUAAUCGCUUCACUGAGGUAAAUACUGAUUUGCUUCUUUGUAUGGCAUGUUUGAGUCCGGCUUAUAAUUUUGCAGCUUUUGACAAACAACAAAUACUUCGUUUUGCUCAAUUUUACCCUCAAGAAUUUAAUGACCGAGACCUCAUGAAGCUUGAAGAUCAACUUGGGCUUUAUAUUGUUGAUAUGCAGAGCAGCACUGUGUUUUCAUCAUUGAAAGGAAUUACUGAUCUGGCAGAAAAAUUGGUGAAUACAGGAAAGGAGUAG
Molecule: messenger RNA, 576 nt
Organism: Prunus armeniaca (apricot)
Lineage: Eukaryota; Viridiplantae; Streptophyta; Magnoliopsida; Rosales; Rosaceae
Source: the annotation of a GenBank genome assembly